Messenger RNA from Triplophysa rosa, 3305 nucleotides. It is a transcript of the gene cmtr1, whose product is annotated as cap methyltransferase 1. Gene Ontology annotation, molecular function: nucleic acid binding; protein binding; methyltransferase cap1 activity. The record is from RefSeq and is a predicted model, not a curated record. The transcript has 24 exons. Gene Ontology annotation, cellular component: cytoplasm; nucleus. Gene Ontology annotation, biological process: 7-methylguanosine mRNA capping. Lineage: Eukaryota; Metazoa; Chordata; Actinopteri; Cypriniformes; Nemacheilidae. The coding region runs from base 201 to 2696 and encodes 831 amino acids.
GCUGACGUCAUCACCAUGCGCCAGCACCACGAUAAGACCCGUUGAAGGAAUAACGCGGGCCAGAUUUGACAUUUGAAAAACAACAUAAAAGGAUUGUGAAGUGAAUGUCCAGCGAAUAAAAAUAUGAACUUACAUAUCGGAAGCAUUUCAGACAUAUAGCUGCACGUUUCCUUUAGGUUCUUGGUCCUCUUGAAUUCACCAUGAAGAGAAGAACAGAAGCGUCAGAUGAGCCUCCAAAGAAGAGGAAGAGUCUUCGUGACGACACUUCAGAUGAAGAUGAGGAGUCUUCUCAGAGAACCACCAGUCAGGACUCCAGCCAGAGUGAGUCUCACAGUGAUGUUGAAGAUCACAAACCCAGUUUCUCCAGACCAUCUGAUUCCCAGAAUGCCCAGAGCAGCGAUGCCCCUGAUCAGAGCUCUUCCGAAUUUUCCAUGUACAACAGCGUCUCUCAGAAACUCAUGGCUAAAAUGGGUUUCAGAGUAGGCGAGGGUUUGGGAAAGUACGGUCAAGGGCGGAAAGAAAUCGUAGAGACGUCGACCCAGCGAGGGAGGCGAGGUUUGGGUCUAACUCUGAAGGGCUUCCAGGGCGAUCUCAACGUAGACUGGCAAGAUGAACCGGAGCCUAGUGCUAUAGAGCAGGUGACAUGGUUUCCAGAAUGUUCUACAGAGAUCCCAGACGCGGAUGAGCUGAGAGACUGGAUGGCUGUGGGACAGAAAAAGCUCAAGAUUGAAGAUGAAACUGAAUUUUGCUCUGAGGAUUUACUGCACCUGCUGCUUCGUUGUAAGUCUGUGUUCGAUGACUUGGAGGGUGAGGAGAUGAGGCGGGCUCGCACGCGAUCCAACGCUUAUGAGACUAUACGAGGGGCUUUCUUUCUUAACAGAGCUGCUAUGAAGAUGGCAAACAUGGAUCAUGUUUUUGACUAUAUGUUCACUAACCCAAAGGACUCUCAGGGCAAGCCCCAGACGCGAGAUAAGGAAGGAGAAUUGUUGUAUUUUGGAGAUGUGUGCGCGGGCCCGGGCGGAUUCUCAGAGUACGUCCUGUGGCGGAGACGCUGGCACGCCAAAGGUUUUGGGAUGACCCUUAAAGGAGCCAACGAUUUCAAACUGGAGGAUUUCUUUGCUGCUCCCAGUGAGCUCUUUGAGCCCUACUACGGUGAGGGUGGGAUCGAUGGCGAUGGUGACAUCACACUGCCAGCCAACAUCAGUGCAUUCCGUAACUUUGUCCUAGAUAGCACUGAGGGGCGGGGCCUGCACUUCCUAAUGGCUGAUGGGGGUUUUUCUGUGGAGGGUCAGGAGAACAUUCAAGAGAUUCUGAGUAAACAACUUCUGCUAUGCCAGUUACUCGUGGCUAUGUCUGUUGUCAGACCAGGUGGACAUUUUGUGUGUAAAACGUUCGACGUGUUCACCUCCUUCAGCGUGGGCUUGAUCUAUCUGCUGUACCUUUGCUUCGACAGGAUCUCGCUCUUUAAACCCGUCACCAGCCGACCUGCCAAUUCAGAGAGAUAUGUGGUGUGCAAGGGUUUGAAGCCAGGCACAGAUGCCGUGAGAGACUAUAUGUUCACCAUCAACCUGAAGUUGAAUCAGUUGAGGAAUUCAGACAGAGAUGUCACUGAAGCGGUCCCUCUGGAGAUCAUUAAAGGAGACACGGAUUUCUUCCAGUGCAUGAUCAACUCCAACGAAAGCCAUUGUGCGGUACAGAUCAAAGCGUUGGCUAAGAUCCACACGUACGUCAGAGAAACGAGUCUUUUUGAAGCCAGGCAAGCAGAUAUCCGGAAGGAAUGUCUGAAACUGUGGGGGAUUCCUGAUAAAGCGAGGGUCACUCCAUCAUCAUCAGAUCCAAAAUCAAAGUUCCAUGAGCUUGUGAAGUCGCAGGGGUCAGAAAUGGAUAGUUUUAAUACCAGACCAACUGCGCUGAACUCAGGAAAUCUGGAUAAACUACAGCACGUCCUAGACUACAGGUGCAUUGUGGGAGGGGGAGAACAGGUCUUUCUCUUGGGACUUGGGAAAUCUCAGAUCUAUACUUGGGACGGUAAAGCGCCGUUACGCUGGAAAAAGCUGGAGAACUUCAAACUGGAGCUGCCCAGAGACACAUUACUGAGCGUAGAGAUUGUUCAGGAGCUGAAAGGAGAGGGAAAGGCUCAGCGAAGGAUCAACGCUGUCCAUAUUCUGGAUGCUCUUGUUCUCAACGGUACUGACGUCAGAGAUCAGCACUUUAACCAGAGAAUCCAAAUGGCAGAGAAGUUUGUGAAAGCUGUGUCCAAACCCAGCAGACCUGACAUGAACCCGAUCAGAGUGAAGGAGGUGUAUAGGUUAGAGGAGAUGGAGAAGAUUUUUGUAAGGUUGGAAAUGAAGAUAACUAAGAGUUCAGGUGGGAUGCCAAGACUGUCAUACACGGGCAGAGAUGACCGUCACUUCCUCCCUAGCGGUCUUUACAUUAUCAAAACUGUCAAUGACCCAUGGACAAUGGCCUUCAGUAAGAAUUCUAAAAGGAAGUUUUUCUACAAUAAACAAACUAAAGAAUCAACUUACGACCUGCCGCCCAGUUCUGUCGCCCCUUUCCAUGCAUGUCAUCAGGACAGGCUGUUUUGGGCUUGGGAGGAAGGCGUCAGGGUUCACGACUCACAGACACGGGUCAACCCUGACAAACUUUCUAAAGAAGACGUGCUCUCCUUCAUCCACCAGCACUGUCAGCAAUAGGAACAUGUACAAGUCAUACUCGAGGGCAUUGGGUAGACUGUACAUUCUCACCACCAGGGGGCACUGUAGCUUCUGUAAGAGUCAGCCGAGACUCUUCAAAACAUUCAAACUCUUUUCCUUCACACUUCAAGGCUCUCGUUAAAAAUAUCCCCCUUGAGGUAGACAACGGGGCGUCUCGGUGCCCAUUGGUGUGUAUCCGUGUGUCCGUUAUCUUCACAGGAUAAACCCGUUUGACAUCGUUUUUCCCCUCGUCCCUGUUUUCUCUCCAGAGCUUAAAACUUUUGCUUCCUUACAAGUGACACAAGUAAAAAAUAUAAGGUAUAUUAUAACCUGAAACCUUACUGAAUACUUCACAAAUGACAGAUGUGUAACCAUAGAUCCCCCAUCAUCAGUGCAAACCAGAAAUACAACCACAUUAAACAGCAUGACCGCUAGGAUUUGGUUUCUGUGCAUGUGUUGGACUGUUGCCUCGGGUCCUUUUGGUUUCUAUGUUUUUCAGUUUCUAAAAAUAUUAGAGUGUCUCCUACUUUGAACUUCUGAUGACUUCGGAAAAGCAUUUCAAAGCCUGUUUAUGAUAACAUUAAACUACUGAAGAAGUUUAUUCCUUAA